Molecule: messenger RNA, 3268 nt
Organism: Prorocentrum cordatum
Lineage: Eukaryota; Dinophyceae; Prorocentrales; Prorocentraceae
Source: the annotation of a GenBank genome assembly
AGUGCCACUUCGGCUCGAGACGAGCUGAAGCAGGCCUCAGGCCCAGUGUCUUUGCGACUUGGCGUCGGCUGGCGAAAUUUCUCUACACGUUCUGGGCCGCGCGUCGCGCGGAGGGUUGGCGGCGGCCAUGGCGUCGGCCUUCGCCAUCGCGCUGCUCCUGGCGGCGGGGGCCGAGGGGGCCCGCCCGGCGCUCGAUCUCGAGGGCGCGGGACUCCGCGUCGAGGACAGCGGUGGUGAUGGAGCCAGCCGGUCGUGGGAGAAGAGAGGGUGUGCGGAUGUUGUUCCUGGGGCAGAGGCCUUCCAUUUUGGUUCGUGCAGGUGCGCAGCAGCAGGGGCCAGGCUGGCCGGCGGGGACGCAGCGUGCAAGCUGGAGGAGGAGGAGGAUGGGCCUGGAGGCCUCCAAGAGGACGUGUUCCUGCCCGACAGCGUCCAGGGCAAGGGCUGUUUUUGCAGGGGCACCCUGGCAGGCAGCAGCGCUGGCGAGGGUGGCUUCUUGGAGAUGGCAGAUGGGGAGCCGCGGUGCCCGAUCUUGGCAGAGGUGUCUUCUUUGGAAGAGUGCAGCGAGGCGACCGCCGCACUUGCACUUGAUGGAGGAGGACCGUUCUUGAACCACCACUUACUGUCUACAAGCUUCUGCUAUUUGAGGGACAAGGGCAACGACGCGGCAACUUCUUUUUGGAAUCCCGAGCCGCCCACCUACAUGCAGGGCAAUCCCGUGCCUGGCUCUCGGCCUGUAUGCCGAGGCACCUCGUACUACCUUCAAGACAGGGCUGCAGAAAGGGGGAUGUGUCCAGAAGGGCAUGAGCUUCUGUCCGGGGAAGAGUGUCGCGCGGCCUUAGCCCUCAUGACAGGUCAAAGAGUUUCGCGCUACCGUCUGGAGCCAGCUCAUGCCUGGGGUUGCCGCUUAGAAGCCACGGAGGUGCCCAUUGGCAGGGCACUCGUAACGGUGACGGAAGCAGUUUUUCUGUACAGGCCUGAGGGCAGCCAGAGCCUUACGGUCAAUCCACAUUUUUUUACGCUGAAGGGGUCAGUAUGCCGCACGUCUAACUCUACUGCGAUUGCUGAGCAAGCGAUUGGUAUCCUGAAGAAGCCGUGGAGCAGCGUUGACUUGAUCAUCAAUGCCAUACGUCAGCUUUCAGCAAGUGGUCGCAAGGGUGCCGACCGUUCGGAGGCAUUGGUUCCCUACCUGUGGCAUGAGGAUAUCACGAAAGGCUCUGCAAAGAAAGUCACCAGUGAUGCUACACAGUACGCCCGAGCGUGCGUGGCCGUAGGCAUGGUGCCCGCAUGGGAGCGGCACAAAGGGCUGAAGGGUAAGAUCCUCAGUUUGGACAUCGAGAACGGAACUGCAGAGCUCGCUGGCGGGGUCGACAGUGUCCACGUGCCCAUCAGAGCCUUGCACGGUUUAGGAACGUGGCAACCGCGGCGGGUCAGCGCCGCCGCCGUGGGCGCGCUCGGUGUCUUCUUCGGUUACGACCUCGUGGAUGCAUCUGAGAUCGGAAACACAAUUGCCAAGGUGCUCAAGAAACAUUUGCGUGAAAUCUCAUCCCAUGAGGAGUGGUUGAAGAAUCUGGGCAGCUCCUCGCCUGACAUGGCAGUCCGCGACGGUGCUCGGGAGCUGGGGCUGUUAGGUUCAGCAUGGAAGAGAGAGAGUCUUAACAGGAAAGCGAUUCUCAGAGACACGGCUCGUCACUUGGUGAAGGACGUGCGGACCCGGAAAGCGUUUGAGAAGGCACAGCAGGAGAAGAAGAAGGUAUCCCAGGAGAGGAACAUCAGCCAAAGCUUGUCACGGCAGGUGGGCAUGCACAUCGUUUUCGACAGCGCUCAUACCCUGAAAAUGCCCCGUGGUACAAUGCUGUUGUGGACGUCGCUUAACGAAGUGGAAGCGCACCGAUGCCCCCGCGUCCCAGCGUGCCCCGGGGUCGAUCUCAAGCUCGAAGACCUCGAGGGUUUGAAUCACUCGCUCGGUAACGGCCCCUGUGCACAGGGGUACAGUCCUAACGCACCAGGGUGCGCGGGGUGUGCAUCGCCCGAGAGCGGCAGGAGCCCCAUCGACGUUUUCACGUGUGGGGCGUGUGGCGAUUACACCACUGAGGUUCUGCGCCACAUCUCGGUUCCGUUGGCCCUGUACCUCUUCGGCAUGAAAUCCGCCUACGACCCAUCGGAGGCCGAGUGCUUUGGCAGCGUGACCACAGUCUUCCUCUCCUUCCACAGCACUGCUAGCCUUGUUCUGAGCUCCAUCGAGGCGUCCCCCAUUGGCAUCGAACAUAACGUCAGCGCCUUGCUGGGCUCCUUGACAGUGGGUGCCGAGUCGGCCUCGGGCAUGCCUUCGGGCAGCAUCGACUGCCUCGUGAAGAGGCCGGCAGGGAUAACCUCGUGGCUCUUGCACAGUGCCGCCGUGCCCGUGACGAUCUUUCUGCUGUGGGUGGUGGGCGCGGUCGCGCUGGGCUACAUCCGCGGAGAGCGCCCGAACUACAUCGUGAUUAUCGUCCGGCCCAUGGCCGUCUUCGUCAAGAGCUUCUUCCCCAUGAUCUUCGCGGGAGUGUGGAGGGCGUGGCCGUGCUUCCACACUCAAGGUGCCCCCUCCAGGGCUUUGAUGAUAUACAACGUGAACGAGACCUGCCCAGUCCUCUUCUCGCGGCAUCCUGAUCCGGGUCUUGUCCUGUGCCUGUGCGGCGCUCUCCUCUGCUGCGUGCUGGGCCCCGGGCUCUGGCUUAUCACCAUGCGCCCCGCGGCCUGGGGCGAGGGGCCCCGCGAGGCGGUCUGGGGGGUUCUGAACCGGCCAUACGAGGAGAGGCGCCAGUUCUGGGAGGUCGUGAUGCUGGCGCGAAGGAUGUUGCUGGCAGCGGUCGCGGUCCUGUGCCCGAUGUCCUAUUCACCAAACGCGCAUCUGAAGGCGGUGCUCAUGAUCAACGUUGCGGCGUUGGGUGCGCACGCGAAGGCGUGGCCCUACAAGAAGAAGAUUACAGAGGGCAUGCCGAAGUAUCUCAACAUCAACAACAUCGAGCUCCUCUCGCUCUUGACGUGCUGCGCCUCCACCAUCCUGGCGUCCUACCUCCUCGAGGACGCUUGGACCCACGAGGAGUCCCUGGACCUCGCGGUGAUGGGCUCGUCCAUCGUUCUCAUCCUGGCCUUCUCCACGCUGCUGGUCGGCCUGCUCCUCUACACGGGGGCCAACAAGCUGCGGGCGUAGGCGCUGCCAGGAGGAGAAGGACGAGGAGGAGGAGGAGGAAGAGGAAGAGGAGGAGGAGGAGGAGGAGGAGGAGGAGGA